Messenger RNA from Polyodon spathula (Mississippi paddlefish), 6365 nucleotides. Its product is annotated as receptor-type tyrosine-protein phosphatase T-like. The transcript has 34 exons. The coding region runs from base 229 to 4749 and encodes 1506 amino acids. Gene Ontology annotation, biological process: protein dephosphorylation. Gene Ontology annotation, molecular function: protein binding; protein tyrosine phosphatase activity. Gene Ontology annotation, cellular component: membrane. The record is from RefSeq and is a predicted model, not a curated record. NCBI's taxonomy places the organism in Eukaryota, Metazoa, Chordata, Actinopteri, Acipenseriformes, Polyodontidae.
UUGUGGGAAGAGACAGGUUUGAGGACCCGGGGGAAACUUCUUCCUUGAGUUUACUCUCUCUCUCUCUCACUCUACCCCGUUCCAUCGGUUACUGCUACCCAACUAGAGCCAAGCAACCAGACCAAGAGAGCAUCUUCUGCCUUUAAUUACUCACUACUGUACCAAUGCAAGGAAACCUCCACCACACACACACACAGAGCACACGGGGACCGGAGGAGGGAAUGUGGAAUGAACAUUACAAAGAUGAAUAGAAGGAUGUAUUUUGCGCUUUUCUCUCUCUUUCAAGUCUUGGAGACAAUAAACGGGCAAUUCUUUCCAGGUAGUUGUUCCUUUGAAGAACACUACAGCAGCUGUGGAUACAGCGUGGCUCUCGGGACGAACGGGUUUGCGUGGGAACAAGUCAACACAUGGGAGAAGCCGUCCACAGAUGCAGCUGUCCCGACAGGUUCCUUUAUGAUGGUGAAUGGUUCAGGAAGAGUCUCUGGACAGAAAGCUCACCUGCUCUUGCCCACGCUGAAAGAGAACGACACGCACUGCAUCGACUUCCACUACUCCCUGUCCAGCAAGGAUGGCUCCACCCCAGGCUCCCUGAACGCUUACGUCAAAGUGAACGGGGGCCCGCAGGGGAACCCCGCGUGGAACGCCUCUGGCAGCGUCACCGAGGGAUGGGUGAAAGCGGAACUCGCAAUCAGCACGUUUUGGCCUAACUCCUACCAGGUUAUAUUUGAAGCAGUUUCUAUGAAGAGUCACCCUGGUUACAUCGCUGUGGAUGAAGUGAGAGUCUUGGCCCAUCCUUGCAGGAAAGCGCCACAUUUCUUACGCCUGCAGAACGUGGAAGUGAACGUCGGGCAGAACGCUACCUUCCAGUGCAUUGCUGGUGGGAAAUGGUCUCAGCAUGACAAGCUGUGGCUGCAGCAAUGGAAUGGCAGAGACACGGCUCUCAUGGUGACCAGAGUAGUUAACCACCGCAGGUUCUCUGCAACGGUCAGUGUGACGGACACCUCACAGCGGAGCGUAAGCAAGUACAGAUGCGUCAUCCGGUCAGAUGGUGGCUCAGGAGUGUCUAACUAUGCGGAACUGAUUGUAAAAGCGCCCCCCACCCCCAUUGCUCCUCCUGAGCUCCUGGCUGUAGGAGCCACAUACCUGUGGAUUAAACCCAACGCCAACUCCAUCAUCGGAGACGGACCCAUCAUUCUGAAGGAGGUGGAAUAUCGGACCACCACAGGGAACUGGGCUGAGACCCACAUCGUUGACUCCCCGACCUACAAGCUGUGGCACCUGGACCCGGAUGUGGAAUACGAGAUCAAGGUCCUGCUCACUCGACCCGGGGAAGGGGGGACGGGACCUCCGGGCCCUCCUCUAAUCACACGCACAAAAUGUGCCGACCCGGUCCACGGGCCGCUGAGCGUGGAGGUGGUGGAUGUCCGAGCUCGCCAGCUGACCCUGCAGUGGGAGCCCUUCGGCUAUGUGGUUACUCGCUGCCACAGCUACAACCUGACAGUCCAGUACCAGUACGUGUUCAACAACCACGAGUUUGCAGCCGAGGAGUUGAUCCAGACAGCCUCGCACUACACCCUGCGCGGGAUGAGGCCCUUCGUGAGCGUGCGGCUGAGGCUGGUGCUCUCCAACCCCGAAGGGAGGAAGGAGAGCGAGGAGAUUGUUAAGCAGACUGAAGAGGACGUGCCUGGGCAGAUACCUCUGGAAUCCAUCCAAGGAGGUCCUUUUGAGGAGAAGAUCUAUAUGCAGUGGAAGGCUCCGAACGAAACCAACGGGAUUAUCACGCUUUAUGAGAUAUCCUACAAAGCUAUUGGUUCUCUGGACCCCAGAGCAGAGCUGUCGAGCCAGCGAGGACGGGUGUUUAAAUUACAAAACGAAACCCACCAUCUGUUUGUCGGCCUGUACCCAGGAACGACCUACUCCUUCACCAUCAAAGCCAGCACAGCGAAAGGCUUCGGGUCUCCUGUCACGACACGCAUCACAACCAAAAUAUCAGCCCCAUCGAUGCCCGAGGUUGAAAACGAUGCCCCGCUGAAUGAAACUGACACGACCAUCACUGUGCUGCUGAAGCCUGCCCAGUCCAGGGGAGCCCCAGUGAGUGCUUAUCAACUGGUUGUUAAAGAAGAACGCAAGAAAAAGUCGCGGAGAGCCGCGGUCGUCAUCGAGUGCUUCGCCACCCCUGUCAGCUACAAGAACGCCUCAGCACUCGACUCGCCGCACUACUUUGCCGCUGAACUGCCCCCGGUUAACCUCCCCGCUACUCAGCCCUUCACCGUGGGAGACAAUAAAACAUACAACGGUUACUGGAACGCUCCGCUUUCACCCCUGAAGAGUUACAGCAUUUAUUUCCAGGCGAUAAGUAAAGCAAAUGGGGAAAUAAAAAUCAGCUGCGUCCGACUGGCUACUAAAGUGGUAAUAGGUAGGGGACAAAUAACAACGCCGUACAUACUUGUCAUCCCCAGUGAAGGAGCUUCCACCCAGAACUCGAACGCGGUGGAGCCAGAGAGACAGGUGGACAGCACGGUGAAGAUGGCUGGAGUUAUUGCAGGGAUUCUCAUGUUUGUCAUCAUCUUGCUGGGAGUGAUGCUCACUGUGAAAAGAAGAAGAAAUGCGUAUUCCUACUCUUAUUACCUGAAACUUGCAAAAAAGCAAAAGGAAACUCAGACGACUACCCAGCGGGAGAUGGGGCCAGUCACCACGGCUGAAAAGAGUUCCAACAAAGUCAGCACCCUCCACAAAGAUGAGGCCUUCUCCUCCAGCUCCCAGGACAUCAAUGGGUUCUCCACCUCCUCUCCUUGUUCCUUUUCUGUGCAGAGUAAAACCCUUCAAAGCAAAACCCUGUUGAAUUCCUACUACUCAGAUGCCAUUCUAGUGUCACCUGACCCAGCCCCUCCUCCUGCAGCGGCUUUAGACAACAGCCACAGUGAGAUGAGCCAGCCCACCCUGACGAUCCAGACCUACCCUUACAGGGGCUGCAAGUCUGUGGAGAUGUCUUACCAAGCUGGCCAGUUUCAGCCAGCGAUCCGCGUGGCUGAUCUGCUGCAGCACAUCACCCAGAUGAAGUGUGGACAGGGAUACGGGUUUAAGGAGGAGUAUGAGGUAAGAAUGGGACUACCUGAGGGACAGGCUGCAGCGUGGGAUACUGCCAAGAAAGAGGAAAACCGCAAUAAAAACAGAUACGGGAAUAUCAUUGCAUAUGAUCAUACCAGAGUAAGACUCCAACUGCAAGACGGGGACCCACAUUCAGAUUACAUCAAUGCAAACUACAUAGAUGGUUAUCACAGACCACGCCAUUACAUCGCUACACAAGGUCCGAUGCAGGAAACUGUCAGAGAUUUCUGGAGAAUGAUUUGGCAAGAAAAUUCAAGCAGUAUCGUCAUGGUAACCAACCUGGUGGAGGUUGGAAGGGUGAAGUGUGUCCGGUACUGGCCAGAUGAGACAGAGUUCUAUGGAGAUAUUAAAGUGACACUCAUUGAAACAGAACCACUGGCAGAAUAUGUCAUACGAACUUUCACAGUUCAAAAGAAAGGUCACAACGAGAUCCGGGAGAUUAGGCAGUUCCACUUCACCGGCUGGCCGGAUCACGGGGUCCCCUGCUACGCUACGGGCUUACUGGGGUUCAUUCGGCAAGUCAAGCUCCUCAAUCCUCCCGAUGCCGGACCCAUCGUUGUGCACUGCAGUGCUGGAGCUGGGAGGACUGGGUGCUUCAUCUCUGUUGAUAUCAUGCUGGACAUGGCAGAAAACGAAGGGGUUGUGGACAUAUUUAACUGCAUCCGCGAGCUCCGCUCACAAAGGGUCAACAUGGUGCAGACUGAGGAGCAGUAUGUGUUUGUCCACGAUGCCAUCCUUGAGGCAUGCCUCUGUGGGAACACAGCCAUCCCAGUCUGUGAAUUCAGAGCCAUAUAUUACAACAUCAGCAGGCUGGACCCACAGACCAACUCCAGUCAGAUCAAAGACGAAUUUCAGACUCUGAACAUCGUGACCCCGCGAGUGCGCCCUGAAGACUGCAGUGUUGGCCUGCUACCCAGGAACCAUGACAAGAACCGCAGCAUGGACGUGCUGCCAGUGGACCGCUGCCUGCCCUUCCUCAUCUCCGUGGACGGGGAGUCCAGCAACUAUAUCAAUGCAGCUCUCAUGGACAGUCAUAAACAGCCUGCGGCCUUCAUUGUUACCCAGCACCCCUUGCCCAACACGGUAGCGGAUUUCUGGAGGCUGGUGUUCGACUACAACUGCUCGACAAUAGUGAUGCUAAACGAAAUGGAUUCUGCGCAGCUGUGUAUGCAGUACUGGCCUGAGAAAAGCUCCAGUUUCUAUGGGCCUAUCCAGGUGGAGUUUAUUUCAGCCGACAUUGACGAGGACAUUAUUAACAGGAUAUUCCGUAUCUGCAACAUGGCACGGCCCCAGGAUGGUUACCGUCUCGUCCAGCAUUUCCAGUUCAUCGGCUGGCCGGCAUACAGAGACACACCCCUGUCCAACCGCUCUGUCCACCAGCUCGUCCGACGUCUCUCCAAAUGGCAGGAGCAGUACGACGGAGGAGACGGACGCACCGUGGUGCACUGCCUUACUGGAGGGGGACGCAGUGGGACAUUCUGCGCAAUCUGCAGCAUCAGCGAGAUGAUCCUGCAACAGAGCAUUGUGGACGUGUUCCACGUGGUCAAGACAUUGAGGAACAACAAAUCCAAUAUGGUGGAAACACUGGAACAAUACAAAUUCUGCUAUGAAGUGGCUCUGGAGAACCUGAGUUCGUUCUGAACGUCCUCUCCUGGGAUGGGGGGGGGGGGCACAUUUAAGCACUGAUGCCUGUAAAGUGACUGCAGGAUAAAUGCAGUAAAGAUGACUUCUGAAGAAAAAAAUACAAAUUGGCAAGUCAGUGCUAGAAGCCAACCCACGUGUUUUUAUAACCAUGAGGAGUUCUACUGGAAUACAGCUCAGGGACUCCAUGUGAAGUGUAAAGGACAGAAUGUGAAUACAAUACUCUCUUCAAUGUACAAUGUACCAUGAGGUGUACAAUACUCUCUUCAAUAUACAAUGUUGCUGUGUGCAUCCCUGGACCCCGAUGUGAUCAUGUACAGUCAUUUCCUUUCUAGAUCCAAGCUGAAUGUUAUCUGUCAGUGUAACAAUCAUAUUGGAAGACUCCAAGUUCCCAGCUGGACUUCCCUUUGCUGGUCUUGCAUUCCAUGCAACAAAACUUGGAGUAUUACCGACAACUAAACAGUGCAGAAGCCAAAUCUUUUGUACUGGAAUUUGCCCACCCUACCAGGAAACAGACUGACUAUUGCCAGUUUUCUUUAUAUAUAUACACACAUACAAACAUACAUACACACACGUUACUGUUGUUGUUUUAUGUUAAUUUAUGGCCCCUGUACUGUGUAGACAAUCAACAUCUAGAAUAUCUUGUGGUGUUUUUUGUUUUUUUUACUUUAUCAGACCUGCUAAUCUCGAGGGGCCUCGAGAUCUGUAUCAUGUGUAGAUACCUGGACUGACCCGUCUGGAGUUGUUUGUGAAACCAGCCUGAGGUCAGGAGUGAAACCAGCCUGACGUAUUCGACAAACAGGCGUCGAGUGAUCAGAUAAAUCCUUUGAGAAAUUAGUUGAAAUGAACGUGUCCUCUCCUCUCAGCUUGUCUUGAUUCCUGUGUUUUCUUUUUGAUAUGUGAGCACCUUAAAAGUGCAAAGCUCCUUCUUUACCUCAUGAUCAGUGGACAUUUCAAACAUAUAUCAGUAUUUUUCUCUAUUAAAGUCAUAGUGCCAUAUUGAAACAACAGUAGAGGCCUGGUUUUUCAAACUGAACGUAUGCUGUCAGCAAUAGACCAUUGAAUGGAACCACCUGCAUCAGCAGCAAAUCAAAUACAGAAACAUCAACAUGUAUUUACAAAGACAGGGAACAAACUGCAUAGUUCUGAAUGCAUGGCAUACAAAAGCAGACUCUGGCUAAGUCAUCUUGCUCGCAAUAGCUUUGGGCUUGAAAUGAGGAUGUUUCUCUCAGGUUAAUACAUUUCAUACAUUUUCUAUCCCCCCAACAAACUUUGUCUGCCACAACAAGACACUUGACCUUAAUUGAAUUUCUCAAAAUAGCGCAGCCGGCAAUUGGGAUAAGUAAAAUGCACUUGUUAUUUCAAACCUCUAUCUCUUUUUUUUUUUUUUUUAAGUAUUUUUAUUUGCAAUGAUAGGACCACAAUGUCUCAUAAACAAAAAUCCCUUAAUAAAAAUUUUACUGUUGCAUACUAAACACACACAGCUGCAUUUAAGAGGUCUAGCAGAUGACUGUCUUGAAAUGCCUCAAGAACAAAACUGUAAGACAGAACUGACUUAGGAGGUUGUGAAGGAGGUGCAACACUGCUUCUGCAUCACCUGCUGUGAUUUUAACACA